This is a messenger RNA of Oncorhynchus nerka (sockeye salmon), 8090 nucleotides long. RefSeq names its product phosphatidylinositol phosphatase PTPRQ-like. Gene Ontology annotation, molecular function: protein tyrosine phosphatase activity; protein binding. Lineage: Eukaryota; Metazoa; Chordata; Actinopteri; Salmoniformes; Salmonidae. Gene Ontology annotation, cellular component: signaling receptor complex. Gene Ontology annotation, biological process: peptidyl-tyrosine dephosphorylation involved in inactivation of protein kinase activity. The transcript has 42 exons. Bases 503 to 7471 code for a protein of 2322 amino acids. The record is from RefSeq and is a predicted model, not a curated record.
GAGAGAUAGAGAGAGAGAGUGCCUGCAUGGAGUUAUGUCCUGACUCUCUCUGACCCUAACUUGCUGACGACUGGGUUACUACCAGAGCUGGACUAUAACUACUGAAGCUAACCAGUUGCUACCCUGGACUAGUACUACUACUGUAACUUACCUGCUCUAACUGUUUCUACUUUACGGUGGUAUGCACCGCCCUGAAACUCUUCAACUCUAACCGACUAACCGUGGCUAACUGUUCUUAACUGUGGACUGGGUUACUACUUUAGGCCUGGACUACUGCACUAAGAACUAAGCUGCUGUAACCUGCUGUAACACUGACCUGCUGUAGCUAAACUGUUGACAACACUGGACUGAAGAACUGUCAACUAGAACUUCACGCUAACGGCUAACUCUGGACUAAGCCCUCUAAUCUAGAAUCUUUCGAUAAUGGCUAGCAAUAGACGCUAACACAGCCUCUUCCUCUCUAACCUGCUGCCUCUGACCAGCUAACUGUGCUAACUCCAUCAUGGGCCUCACUCUCCUCCUGCUCAUCACCUACCUGGGAUACACACACUCACAGGCUGAUGUAUCCAGUAUGAGUUCUCGAACAGCGUUUACAGUCAUGGUGACUGCCGCGUCCUCCUCCAACCUCAGCCCUCCGGUCAGCCGCAUUAUCAACACCAACGAAACCGCCCCAACAUCCCCACCUACCAAUCUAGAGGGAGAGAGGGUAGGCUCCAAUGGGAUCCUUCUGUCUUGGACCAUGCCCUCUGACUCUCCCAUCGACGGUUAUGUGAUCAGGUACAAGGAGAUGUGUCCAUAUCCAGAUAUCACCUUCAAAGAGGUGACCAAGCACCUAGAUGUCCCUGAGACCCUCCUCAACCUCUUUUUACCAGGAUCUACCUAUAACAUUAAGGUUGCAGCAGAAAACUCUGCUGGUAUUGGUCCCUAUAGCAAGUCUAUGUACAUCAAAACUGCUGAGGCCCCCCCCGGCCUGGUGACUAAUCUGACAGCAUUUGCUCAGAACCACACGUUCGUAGUGGUCACGUGGUUCCUGCCGCUCCGCAUCAACGGUCUGAUCAACAAGUUUGCGGUCAAAGCCAAACACGCUCGUACCGGUCAGACCGUCCGCAUGCUGGAGCUGGAUGCUGAGGAAAUCAUGACCGUAGCGCUACCACACUGCAACGAUGCAGUAGAAAUCCUGUCUCGUGGGACCGCAAGUCCAUCAGAGGUGACAGCGUCCUCUCCUCCUGUCACCCUGUCAGCCGUCCCACCUGCCGCCACAUGGGCUGUACCAAUAUCCGUAGGGGUGGACCAGCUGCGUCCCUACACAGCAUACGUCUUCGAAGUGUCUGCUUUCACCUCCGACGGAGAGGGACAGGUAGCCUCCACCAUGGUCCGCAUGCCUGAGUCAGCCCCAGAGGACCCUCCCUACAACCUGUCGGUAUGGAAUGUGACGUCUAAGUCAGUCUCUGUCUCCUGGGAUCCGCCAACCAUUGUUACCGGACGCUUCAGCUACGUCACCCAUCUCUACGGCCCCACAGGGUUUAUCUAUGAGAACAGCACAGGGGACCUGAAGUUUGCGUACUCUGGUUUGACUCCCUACACACACUACAGAGUAGAGGUCCGGGCCAAGUCUGCUGGCCUGCUGGGGCCUGAGGCCUUUUCUGCAGUACUGACACACGCUGAGGCUCCCAGUGCGGUGCAGGCUCUGCAGGCAGUAGCACUAGACUCUGUGUCGGUGGGUGUGAGUUGGAGAAGCCCUGCCCAACCCAAUGGUCUGAUCACACAGUACAGACUCCUGGUUCUGUCUGACAACACACUGCUGCAGGACAUCACUCUCAUCGGAACACAGAACCUAAAUGACACUGAUCUCCAUGGUGAUGGAACGUUAGUGCCAGGUAUCCCUGGUGACUCUCUGCGGCGUAAGAGAUCAGCUGACCUCAGCCUGACCACCUCUCCACUUGCAUUCACGGUCACCCUGUCCGACCACACAGUCGUCACUGGCAUGACCAUGACCACAACCAGCCGCACACACAGCGCUUCAACCCCCCCUGACCUUAAUCCUAACCUUGACCACAACAAUUACACUGUCCCCACAGUCACUGAGAGCCCCAGUCUGACCAGUAUGGGCCCUGGGACUGACCAGACCUCUGACUUUCCAGACUCCUCCCCUAUGACCUUUGAUGCUGUAACUUCAGGGACUUCUGUCCUCUCCCUGACCUCUUCAACCCCGGCCACACCCCUCCCCUGGCUCACUGCCAACUCACAUCCCGGCCAGCUCACCUCUGGCCAGCCACGCCUCUCCACCCGUUCUGCACCUGCAGUCACAGGACACCUCCAGACACUCCCCUCCACCAGGGCUGCAGCCUCCAGAACCCCGGGAGGACUGUAUGUGAGAGAGGAGGUGAUAGACAUGAAGUCUGAGGAGCUGUCUUACCUUGUCUCUGGUCUUAGUCCCUUCACUGAAUACACCUUCACCGUUACCGCGGCUACCGCUAUUGGAGAGGGUCCUGCCUCACACGUCUCUGAGAAGACCCGCGAGCAGGUUCCUAGCUCAGUGGUGGCUGUGUCCUAUCAGAACGUUAGCUCCACUUCCAUCCUGGUCAGCUGGACUCCGCCCCUCUACCCCAACGGACGAAUCACACAUUACACCGUUUACGGACUCAACCUGCACAGCAACCAGGCCCUGCAGAGAGUUACAAACAACACCAGCAUACUGCUCACAGGGCUGGAGAAGUAUACAGGUUAUAAACUGCGAGUGGCUGCAUCUACUGCUGUAGGAGAGAGCUCUCUGUCUGACCGAGACGAUAUCUUCGCUGUCACACCCGAAGAUGAACCUGACUCCCCACCCAUAGGAUUAACAGUCGUAGACACCUCUCCUUCCACCACCACCCUCUCUUGGUCGCCCCCGGAGAGAGCCAAUGGAGUGAUCCAACAGUAUGAGGUCCUGUACAAGAACCAAUCAUUUGUGGCAGUGUUGAACAGCUCUGUCCCCAGAGUGACUCUGACAGGGCUGAUGCCGUUCUCCUACUAUAACGUGUCUGUCAGAGCAUACACACGCCUCGGACACGGGAACCACACCUCAGACACACUCACUAUGCUGUCUGGGGAGGACGUACCGGGAAGUCCUCCCUACGGCCUGUCCUAUGAGUCCGUCAGUCCCAAUGAGGUGAAUGUGACCUGGGAACCCCCACUAGUGCCCAAUGGAGUUAUCACGCACUACAGCCUUGAGCUGCGAAACUCUUCCCACUUCCUCAACCUGACCACACCCAUUAGCCACGUCCAGAUCACUCACCUAAGGAAGUUUGCGCAAUACACUCUGGUGGUGAAGGGACACACACGAAUGGGCCCUGGAAACCACAGCAGUGACCCACUCAACAUCACCACACUGGAGGAUGUGCCCAGUGAUCCGGUCCACAAUCUCAGUGCUCAGAUCUUCAGUUCUACAGCCAUCAUAGUAAGCUGGGACCCCCCUAUGGAACCCAAUGGACGCCCCUUCUACUUGCUCACCCUGCAGGAAGCAGGACACCCCCAACCCCCAAAACCUAUGAACCCCUCUUACCCUAACACCAACCCCCCCGGACCCCCCGCUGUCAACAAUACCAUCACCAAGACAACCAACGAUAACGUCUUCCUGUUUACCAAACUCAGGAAGUACUAUCCCUACGUCUUCACUGUUACUCCGGCAACCAGCGCCGGCCCGGCCCACAACCACACCAGCCUGCUGCACGUGAGGACUGAUGAUGAUAUUCCCAGUUCAGCUCCAGUGCUGGUGUCCUGUAGGAACCUGUCGUCCUCCUCUGUGUCUGUGGUGUGGCAGCGCCCCCUGGAGGCCAAUGGAGAGAUAACAGAGUAUUCCCUCACCAUGUUCGGCCCUGGCGGCUCCAACACCACACACACCCCCAACACCAUCCUCACACUCACACAGCUCCUGCCCUACACAGCCUACAACCUCUCCAUCACCGCAGCCACCCGCAAGGGCUCCGGACCCCCGCUACUACUGAUGCUGCACACAGAUGAAGCAGGUCCGAUGUCUCCUCCCAGGAAUCUGUCUCUGUAUAACCACACAGCCUUUUCUGUGUGGCUGACCUGGGAACCCUCUCUGGAACCCAAUGGUGUGGUCACAAACUACGGCUUCAGGAUCUGGGAGAUUAACACAAACACAAUCAGAUAUCAGAACUCUACAGGUCCGUGGACAGAAGGACAGCUGAGUGGGUUCAGGCCUCACAGCUCCUAUGAGAUCAGUGUGCUUAGCUACACCAGAGUGGGUCAUGGAGACCAGUAUAGCACUCCUGUGUCCUUCACAACCAAUGAGUCCGUGUCUGAAGUGGUGGGUAACCUGUCCUGCUCUGGUCUGGGCUGGGACUCUGUGUUUCUACACUGGGAGCCUCCAGCCAACCCCAAUGGACUCAUCCUGUACUACCAGGUCCAGGUGGACAGACACUCAGACUCACAGUCAUACAUACACCAGGCUGACACAAACCAGUAUACGGUCAGCGGGCUGGCGCCGGACGCAGAAUUCACACUCACCGUAACAGCUGUCAACUCUGCUGGCCCAGGAGACCAGGUCAACUGUACUGCCUACACACACCCCGAGUCAGUUCCUGGUGUCCCUCGAUUCCUGAGUGUGUCAGAGGCCACGUCCACCAGCGUGACGCUCCAAUGGGCUGCUCCCCUCUCUGCUCUGGGCAUGCUCACUGAGUACCGCAUCACUGUGCAGCUGCUGUCACCUGACUGCCUGUCCAACACACCCCUUUCUGAAGCCACACCCCUCCCAGAGCCGAGCCCUUCCCUGGCUCCAGGCUGCGUGGAUCAGGAGGUGUUGGUGUCAGUGAAUGGUUCUGAUGGUGGUGAGGGCAAUAGGAGCAUCACUCUCCAGUCUCUGGUCAAGUACCGCCACUACCGCUUCAGAAUCACAGCCCUUACUAAUGCUGGGCCAGGAGAACACACACCCUGGAGAUACACACACACAUUGGCUGGGAACCCUGAUGCCCCUCCCAGCAACCUCUCAAUGACCAUGUCCUCCAAUGGCCUCCGUAUCGAAUGGCAACUCCCAGAUGUGAUUACCGGCCCCACUUCCUACCUCAUAGACGUAAUCUCUGUGAGUACACAUGCACACACACACACUCAAAGAAUAAUGAGAAAAAAGGAGUUUCUUGCAUCUGUAUGUUGUGUUGUUGUUCAGCUGGAUAGCGAGGGGUUAAACCAGUCUGUAGUACGCGGCCCAGAGGAGCUGAGGACCGUAGUUGUGUCAAACCUGACUGCGUUCACUCGCUACUCUGUGACCGUGACCGCCUUCACUGGACGACUGGAGAACGCACGGCGGGACGGACAAGCCACUGAGCCCACUGUCAUCAGAACAAUGGAGGAGGAGCCCAGGGAUCCUCCUAAGAAUGUGACCCUCCAGGUAAUUCCAGAGGAAGUGACCCGUGUGUUUGUGACCUUUGCCCCCCCGGAGGAGCCUAAUGGGAACAUCAGUUCCUAUACGGUGCUGGUCUACCGCCAGGGCCAGCUAGAGAUGACCAUCGACCGCCUCACCGUGGUUCAAAACGAGAACCGCACCCUGACCGCAGUCAUCGACGGGCUGAAGGGAGGCUACAACUAUAGUAUACGGAUUGCAGCGGUAAACGGAGCAGGUUUAAGCCCCCCCAGCUCAGAGGUUCAGAUCACUACAGGGAUCAAAGCUCCUGCCAAGCCCACCCAGAGACCCCAGGUGAUGUUGGACCGAGGAGGAGUUGCCAUGGUAACCUCCAGAAGCAUCAUUGUUCGCAUGCCAGCUUGUUUCUACAGCAAUGACAACGGACCAAUCAGCAGCAUCCAGGUCAUCAUGUCCGAAUCUGGGGUGAUGGACAGCAUGAACCUGACCAACUGGAAGACAGCAUUUCUCUCUCGUCCCGCCCCCUACCUAACAGACAAUGGCUUCCCCAACCCACUCUGUGUGAGGGACCGUAUGAGCAGGGACACACAAACCAGCAAACUCACUUUCUCACUCAUUAGACACAGUAUUGUGAGGGACAGGGUUCUGGGACAUAGAGACUCAGGGGGGGAGCGCAUAGACCACCAGGAUGAUCACUAUGUCAUCGGAGAGAAGGACAACUGUCUGACUGAAGAGUACAGUAACACACUCUGUAACGGACCCCUCAAACCAAACACUGUCUACGUAUUUAAGUUCCGAGCCACCAACAUCCGGGGUCAGUAUACAGACUCCGACUACUCUGAGCAUAUCAGAACAGCAGUGGAUGGGUUGUUGACCAGAGAUGAACAGAUCAUUCUGGGAGUUCUCCUCUCCUUCUUCCUGGCCCUGCUGCUCAUCCUCGUCAUCUACGCCUCUGUCAGGAUCCGUCAGCGGCAGAAGGAGGGCGGGACCUACUCUCCCCGGGAGGCGGAGAUUAUAGAGACCAAGUUUAAACUGGAUCAACUGAUUGCUGUGGCUGACCUGGAGCUGAAGGAAGAGAAACUACACCGGUAUUCCUCCUUCUUCUUUAGACGGAAGGAGAUAUUUGUCAUUCAACUUCUCAGCUACAGAAAGUCUCUCAAGCCCGUCAAUAAGAAGUCUUUCCUGCAGCAUGUAGAGGAUCUGUGUGCCAACGAGAACACCAAGUUCCAGGAAGAGUUUGCCGAGUUGCCCAAACUGCUGCAGGAUCUGGCUACUUCAGACGCUGACCUUCCCUGGAACAGAUCCAAGAACCGCUUCACUAACAUCAAACCCUACAACAACAACCGUGUGAAGCUCUUGUCUGAGCCUGGCAUGCCUGGAUCUGACUACAUUAACGCUAGCUUCAUCUCAGGUUACUUGUGUCCUAGUGAGUUCAUAGCGACCCAGGGUCCUCUCCCCGGCACUGUGGCUGACUUUUGGAGGAUGAUCUGGGAGACUCGCACACGAACCAUCGCUAUGCUCACACAGUGCUAUGAGAAAGGAAGGAUCCGGUGUCACCAGUACUGGCCAGAGGACAAUAAGCCGGUGACAGUGUUUGGGGACAUCAUCAUCACCAAGCUGACAGAGGACGUUUAUCCUGACUGGACCGUCAGAGCUCUCAAAGUGGAGCGGCAUGGGGACUACAUGGUGGUUCACCACUUCAACUACACCUCCUGGCCAGAGCAUGGUGUACCAGAUUCCAGCACCACACUCAUACAGUUUGUUCGAGCCAUCAGAGCCAACAGGCAUGAGAACACUACUAUAGUGGUGCACUGCAGUGCUGGCGUGGGCAGGACAGGAGUGUUUAUAACGCUGGAUCACCUGAUCCAACACGUUAGUGAUCACGACUUUGUGGACAUCUACGGUCUGGUGGCUGAACUACGCAGUGAGAGGAUGUGUAUGGUGCAGAACCUGGCCCAGUAUAUGUUCCUACACCAGAGUACUCUGGAUCUGCUGAACAGUAAAGGAAACAGCCAGUCCAUCUGGUUCAUCAACUACUCUGCUCUGGAGAAGAUGGACUCACUGGAAGCUAUGGAGGGUGAUGUCGAGCUGGAAUGGGAGGAGACUACGAUGUAAAGGCUGAGAACUUAUCAGUCAACUUCACACCUGAUGAACACACAUCUAUCCCUGGGUCAUGGGGCCAAAUCCUGGACACUCUGACUGUUUGUCAGAUGGAUUGCUCCACCAGAGAUAGAGAAAGAGGAGGGAGAGAGAAUUGUGUAGUCCAAACAGAGUAAUGUUUCCUCUAGCUUCUUUGGGAACACAAGUUGCCCUUUUCUGGCAGGAGGGUCAAAACAACACAACAAAACUUAGUUGUUUACCUGGCCUGAAUCAUCACACAAUUACAGUCCUUGUGGAGUCCUGCAUCUUUUGUAUAAGUUCACAGGCAGAAAAGAGAGGGAUAUAUAUCACACAUGGAGGUUUACAGGUAUCUUGCAAUAGUCAUUCCACUGUGUAUUUCAUUGGAUUCUUGGAUCAUGUUUUUGUAUAUUAGGUUUUUCGGCCAAAUAGUGUUGUCACGGUGUUCAUAUGUUUGCUUCGCUGUAUUACUACGUUUAUGUCACGUGUUGCUAUGUUUGUCAUUGUAAUUGGGAGGUUUGAGGUAUAAUAUAUUUGUGGGGUGUUCUUGUGUAUUUGAUGUAUUUUGUUCCACAUCUGUGUUUUGGACCAGAAGUAAAAUCAACUCCACUACUCA